AUGGAGUCGAGUUUCUGUCACAUGUUAUCGGAACAUGAGUCAAAUUUCACACCAGCAACUCGACGUUUCUCCAUAGACAGCAGUCCCUCUGAUGCCUUGAGAAGCAUUGAACAAUCACAUAUUCGUUCGGUACUUACUUUCAACCAAGAAGAAUGGCCCAAGUCUUUUCUGAAAACAUUGAAUGGAAACUUUAAACUUCUGAAAGUAUUGGAUUUUGCAGAUGCUCCAAAAUAUCAACUUCUGAAAUACAUGGGAGAUUUGUAUCUUUUGAAGUACUUAAGCCUGAGGAAUACAAAGGUGAAGUUGCUCCCAGAUUCCGUAGGAAAUUUGCAAAACUUAGAGACCCUGGAUCUAAAACAGUGUCUAGUGUAUGAAAUACCUGCCAAGAUCAAUAAGCUUCUUAAGUUGAAAUGUCUUUUGGCCUACUAUUGUGAUAAGAGCAGAGACUUUAGCAUGACUUAUUACGAACGAGGAGUGAAGAUACAUGACGGUAUUGGAUGCUUACAAGCAUUGCAAAAGCUAUACCAUGUGGAGGCAAAUCAUGGAGGGAUUAACCUAAUCAAAGCAUUGGGAAAGUUAAGGCAGCUGAGGAAGUUGGGCCUACAAAACUUGAAAAGUGAAGAUGGAAGGGCUCUAUGUGCUUCUGUGGAAAACAUGAACCACCCUGAAUCUCUAGAAGUAAGUACAAUAAGUGAAGAUGAGAUCCUUGAUCUACAAUCCAUUUCAACUCCACCCCAAUUUAUCCGGCUUCUCUACUUGAAAGGGCAUCCGGAGAAGUUGCCAAGCUGGAUUUCACAGCUUCAGCACGUCGUCAAGCUACAGAUUUUUUGGUCAAGGCUGAGAGAUUCCCCAUUGAAAGCCCUUCAAAACCUUCCUCAUUUGUUGGAGCUUGGGUUCUCAUACAAGGCAUAUGAUGGUGUGCAGCUGCAUUUUGAGGGAGGCUUUGAAAAACUCAGGGUGUUAAAACUCAAGGACUUGAAGGUUUAA
This is a messenger RNA of Prunus armeniaca (apricot), 987 nucleotides long. The record is from the annotation of a GenBank genome assembly. NCBI's taxonomy places the organism in Eukaryota, Viridiplantae, Streptophyta, Magnoliopsida, Rosales, Rosaceae.